AUGGCAACUGUGUUCGUACCGCCAUCGCCACAAACCUCCCUGACUAUGGCGACUCGUCGCCCACUCGCAAAUGUGCCGAAUGCAACCAAUUCUCCACACAGGGCAGGCCUUUUGCCUGCAAAACGAUCUCGAUCAACUCAUAUGGAAAUGCCAUACGGACAACCGCCACCAAAGAAACAAGUGAUGGACGGAAUGGACUACGAAACGGGGAGGUCUGUCAUUUCGACGACUCAGAACACGGACUCGAAACUAUUUGCCCGACGCUCGAACAACGCGACCCCGAGCGCCUUUGAGAAGAAACUCGUUGCUGCCAGAGAGAAGGAACGCCAGCCGGCAGCUAAACCAGUCAAAGUCGAAAAUAUGGAUUCAAUUCGGCAAUGGCAGCGCCACUACCGAAAGGCGUUUCCUUCGUUUGUUUUUUACUUCGAUAGUAUGCCGGAAGAGAUGCGACGCAAAUGUUCUCGCCAAGUCAUUGCACUCGGAGCUCGCGAGGAGAAGUUCUUCUCACGUCUGGUGACUCACGUUGUUACUUCACGUACUAUCCCUCCCGAAUCGGCGGCCGUUGAAACGACCAGUGGCGACAGCAGCGUCCAAACCGUCAAUCCUUCUCUCUUGGAGAGGAACGGAGAGCCGCACAUUCACACACUCAAAAACGAAACUCGGCGUGACCAAGGAACCAAGGAUAUUCUUCAACGAGCUCGACAAAUGGGCAUGAAGAUCUGGGCAUUGGAAAAGCUUCAGCGUAUGAUCGCUACAAUCAACGACAGUGAUAUUUGCAACGGCCAAUACGACAACAUCCUACGCACCAAAGGCGCCAGCGCUGCGCAUGGGAAAGGUGAAAAUGAUCUUUCCCGGGUGCUUCGCCAGGAACUAUUGAACGGACCAUCUGAUCGAGAUCCAUUGGCAUCUAUGGAGAUGUUGAUGUUCAAGGGACCAUUCAUUUACAUCCACGACAUGAAUGAAAAGACCAAGCCGGUUUUGGUCCGCGAAUACUCCCGCGUUGCUCGACGACAGGACGGGGCCUGGCCUCAAUUCAGGAGUGCACCUUUGGGCAAAUGUCCUUUCAUUGACGAGCCCCCAAGCAGAAAGGAGUACGAUCGUCAUCGACUCCGUCAGCUUCAAAAGGAGAAGAAGGCGGCUGCUGUGAAGGCCGAAGCUCAGCCGAAAGCUCCUGCUUCCGCUCCCAAGACUGCUCAAGAGGAACAGGCAACGGAGCUGGCCAAGCCGACUGCCCAGCAUGAGGAGCGUGUUUCGCCACCCAUUCAGCAAGACACCCCAAAGCCACCCGUCGAUGAUAACCUCGAGCGGAAGAGCUCAGAAAGUUUCAUCCCUCCCCACUUCCCUCGCACCGGUCCUUUCUAUACCGGUCAUGAGCCAGCGGCUUCCGGUGUUCAACCGUCUAAUAUGACAUCCGCUAUCCGGUCCCAGAUGAUCUCAUCAACUGCUGCAGCACCAGGAGCAAAAGCUGGCUUAAGCAAAGAGGUACACGGUCUCAAGAGAAAGGUGCUCGAGAAGGGCACUGGGGCUUUUACAGCUGGGUCGAUGGCCGCGCCUCAACGAUCAGCUGCAGUUCCCAUGAAGGAUAACCUCAACCCCCCGGGCAAAUCGAGUGUUUCCCACAAUGAAAACCAAGGCCACCAAGAUCACGCCGGCUCCAAACGGACCAGAGAUGAGAAGGAUGCACAGCAGAAGAAGCCCGAAAGGCGAAGGGACCCCAAGCCUGGUUAUUGUGAGAACUGCAGAGACAAGUUCGAUGACUUUGAAGAGCACACUCUGACUCGAAAACAUCGCCGCUUUGCCGCGAACUCAACGAACUGGGCUGAACUUGACGCCCUUCUAUCUGAAAUCCAACGUCCCCUUAAGGAUGAAUACGAAUAUCACGAAUAG
This is a messenger RNA of Penicillium olsonii, 1887 nucleotides long. The record is from the annotation of a GenBank genome assembly. Lineage: Eukaryota; Fungi; Ascomycota; Eurotiomycetes; Eurotiales; Aspergillaceae.